Contarinia nasturtii (swede midge) is the source of this 8415-nucleotide messenger RNA. RefSeq names its product linear gramicidin synthase subunit D-like. Gene Ontology annotation, molecular function: catalytic activity; phosphopantetheine binding. Bases 25 to 8073 code for a protein of 2682 amino acids. Lineage: Eukaryota; Metazoa; Arthropoda; Insecta; Diptera; Cecidomyiidae. The transcript has a single exon. Gene Ontology annotation, cellular component: cytoplasm. Gene Ontology annotation, biological process: secondary metabolite biosynthetic process; amino acid activation for nonribosomal peptide biosynthetic process. The record is from RefSeq and is a predicted model, not a curated record.
CAUGAUCGAAAUAUACGUCCAAAUAUGAGAACAAUUGAUAUCAGCAAUCACUCCAAGCCGUUCGAUGAGGCAUUAAAAAGAAUGAGAAAGGCCGAAAAUCAGCCCUGUGUUAUAACCGACGAUAAAUUGUCUGAAUUUAUUUUCUACAUCGUCGAUAACAAUACGCAUGUCCUUCAUGAAAAAGCUCAUCACAGCAUUAUCGAUGGCAGAUCCCACUCUAAGUUCGAUGACAUGAUCAUUAACGCUUAUAAUAAUUUAAAACAAGGCAAACCAAUCGUUAUUUUGCCUGAAUUACAUUUUGAUGCACUCGCUCAAGCGGACCUCGCCUAUAAAGCUUCAGUAGAGCAUAAACAAGACGAGAAAUUUUGGAAAGAUCGAGUGCAGUCAUUGAAGCACCAUGCUUACACACAGCGAAAUGUCGAUUCUCUGUUGAACAAAAUCACUAAUCGUUAUACACACUCAUUGAGUAUCAGCGAACGCCAAAAACUUCAACAGAUAGCAGCAGAAAUGCAUAUUCCAGAAUCCAUUCUCUAUAUUGGCGUAUCAAAACUAUUGUUUCGAAGCCUACAUGGCAAUGAAUAUGUAAGCCUCAGCUUACCAGUGAGUGGAACGUAUUUGAGACGAGAACUUGGCAUGACAUCUAAUAUCGUGCCACUGCUAUUGUGCAUACCUGACUAUGCUACGCUCAAAGAAGUCUUUAUGAAUGUUGCUCAAGAAACUAAAUCCGUUCUUGCCCAUCAACGUUAUCGCAUCGAGGAAAUUCUACGACACGCCAAUUUUGGACCACACAUCAAUGUUAUGCUUCGUGAUAAUAGACAGGAAUUUGAAAAUUGCAGUUCCACACAUCAUUUUGGCACAAACAUCGAUACCAACGAAUUACAAAUAACAUUCUGGUCUGAACGUCCAAAUGGUCGUCUUGACAUCAUGUUUGAUGAUAUUGUGGAAGGGCAUUCAAAAGAACAACUUGUUGCUUUAAAAGAUCGUUUCAAUUUCAUUUUGGCUCUUGUUGUUAGUGCUCCGAAUACUACCGUAGCCACACUUAAUGAACGCUGUCGUGCUGUCUCCACGAACGAGCAGAAUGAGAGCUUUUAUGCAAAUCGAAGAACUCCAGUUGCAGCUGGAUUUCUGCAGUGGGGUCGAUGUGUCGAUUCAUUAGUACGUCUCGUGAAUUCUAAAACAUGGGUAGGAAGCGGUCCCAGUCCUUUUGCAACCUCAAAAGUACUUCUUAUCGAUCGAGCGGUGAGCAUCAGUGGACUGAAACGCGUAAAUGAUAUGAAUAUACGCACGGAAGCACCGGGAACAUUAUUGGCAAUUGACGAAAAUGCUUGGCACGUUGCUGUUGCAGAUGGAGUUGUUAAAAUAAGUGAUUUCCUUGAUGAAAGUGGGCGAGCCACAUCAGCUCGGAUACUUGCCAAUCAAUGUCAUCUUCUCGCAGGUGAUCUACUUCCAGUAAUAACUCCUGAACAAGCCGAAUUUUUAGGCGCAACAUAUGCACAGGUCAUGCUAUCGAAUCCACAUUGGUCUCAUUGUCUUGCCAACUUUGAAUUAUGUAAACUUUCAAUUGUGCAAAACUAUGCUAAUCAACCACCGGUAUGGGCCGCAUCUGAUUUUCAAGAUUUAUCACCUGUAAGAUUCAGUGCAACAGAGCUUAUUGCCGCAUGGCUCAUUUACAUCGCUCGACAUACCCAAAUGUCACAAUUACAGAUCGGAUGGGAUGCAACUGAAUCGAAUGAAAUUUACCAAAAUGAUGAUGUAUUGGCAACACGGAUUUUUGCUGAAACUGUACCAUUUUCGACAUCCAUCGAUUUCAGUGAAACCUUUUCAAGCGUUGUGGCCAACGUAGAGAGAGAUUGCAAGGAAAUGGUUAACAACUUACCAUGCUUGUCUGAUUUGAUCGUUCGACAUGCCAUAUGUUCCUCAAAUGACUUGCGCAGCGAUAGACACUGGGAAUUGGCCGUGUCCCUCAUCAACACGCAAGAAGAAUGCCCCUCGAAAGACGCUCACGGCAGUUUGCUUACGCUUCAGAUCAACAAAAAUAAUGGCUCUUUUCGUUGGAUCUAUGAUAAUAAUAAGAUAUCAGAGGAGGAAGUAAACCGUAUAUCAUCACAUUUGCUGGUUUUACUUGCAUCUGCUCAUAGCAUAGAUCAAUCACAGAAACCCAUUGGCCGACUGAAUUUACUACCCAAAGCUGAACGCGAACUGCUUCUCAAUAUCUGGAACCAAACUGAUAUAACUUAUCCUGCUAAGAAGUGCAUCCAUCAGUUGUUCGAAGAACAAGUCAGGCGUGACGGUUCAGCGAUUGCGGUGGAAUGUGAAGGAGAAACUUUGAACUAUGAUGAACUCAAUACACAAUCAAAUCAACUAGCACACUAUCUGAUUUCCAAAGGUGUUAAGCCAGAUGAUCGCAUUGCACUUUGCGUUAAGCGCAGCACAAAAAUGAUUGUAGCUAUACUAGGUAUUUUGAAAGCCGGCGGCGCUUAUGUACCACUCGAUCCUGAAUACAAUAGUGAACGGCUAAGAAAUAUUCUGAGGGACGCCGAUCCAAUGUGUUUGUUGGCAGAUUCCACUGGCCAAAAAGCACUUGGAGAUCAUCAUGUGUCUGUGGUUAAUUUGGACCAUAUGUUACCCAAUGGCCUGUCGAGUGAUAACCCGGAUUUCUCUAAACUCGGCCUUACUUCAUCUCAUUUGGCAUAUAUAAUUUAUACUUCUGGUUCCACCGGAAGACCGAAAGGGGUGAUGGUAGAGCAUCACUCUCUGCUCAAUUUGGUUCAAAGUCUUGCUUUCAUUUUUGAUAUAACUCUGAAGAGCCGCUUUUUACAGUAUGCUUCUUGCUGUUUUGAUAAUAGUGUUGGCGAAAUUCUAACAACUUUGACAAGUGGAGCAUGUCUUUGCAUACCAAACGAAAUAGUACGUCGAAUGGAUAAUUCCUUGAUUAGAUAUAUGAAUGACGAAAAGAUUACCCAUGCGCCUUUACCGCCGGCUAUCUUCCGAAACACACAAAAACUAAUCGAUUCAACUGGGUUGAAGACUUUGAUUUUAGGUGGCGAAACACCGUCGUUAUCCUUGCUAAAAACUGCCGUUAGGCAUACUGCAGUUUUCAAUGGCUAUGGUCCAACUGAGACAACCAUAGCUGCGACCACUUGGUCGUGUCCAAUUGAUUUUGAUAGCCAUUCAAUACCAAUCGGUCGUCCAAUAUCUAAUAAUCGUAUUUACCUCUUAAAUGCACAAGGUGAACCGGUACCAUUGGGAGCCGAAGGAGAACUGUAUAUUGGCGGCGCUGGUGUGGCUCGUGGCUACCUCAACCGAUCUGAACUUACCGCCGAGUGCUUUUUGUCCGAUCCAUUCAGUGACAAACCAUCGGAACGCAUGUAUCGCACUGGUGAUCUGGCACGCUAUUUGCCUGAUGGAAAUUUAGUAUUUUUGGGACGCAUUGACCAACAGGUUAAAAUUCGUGGUUUCCGAAUUGAGCCUGGUGAAAUUGAAGCUCAUUUAGUGGAACAUCCUUUGGUGCGCGAAGCGGUUGUACAGCCAUGGAAGAAUGGGAUUGAUAGUGAUACCCGUCUGGUGGCAUAUGUAGUAGCCAAUCCUGAUGCAUCACUCGCCAACAAUCUACGUACGUAUUUGAAAUCUCUAUUGCCUGAUUAUAUGGUGCCAGCAGCAUAUGUGUGUCUAUCAUCAUUACCACUCACACCAAAUGGCAAAUUGGACCGACGUGCACUUCCAGCACCGGACGAUGAAGCAUUUGCCCAUCAACUAUAUGAAGAGCCGCGAGGCGAAAUGGAAGAAAAACUGGCUGAAAUCUGGAGUGAGCUGUUAGGUAUUAAGCGAAUCAGUCGAAAUGACAAUUUCUUUGCGUUGGGCGGGCAUUCUUUGCUGAUUGUACGAAUGGUAGCACUAUUACGAAAGGCCGGAUUGGAUACCAGUGUCAAGAAAAUAUUUGAUGCUCCCACCUUAUUUGCACUAGCAGAAACUCUCGGCAAACAUCAGUCGUUAAGUAUUCCACCCAAUAUGAUUACUGAAGACAGCACGAAGAUUACUCCAGAUAUUUUACCUCUUAUUAGCCUAUCUCAAUCGGAGAUUGAUUUUCUAGUAGAACAUGUGCCGGGUGGUAUAGCCAAUAUUCAAGAUAUUUAUGGGUUAGCACCAUUACAAGAAGGCAUCUUGUUUCAUCAUAUGAUGGCCGAGCAAGGCGAUCCAUACUUAAGAAUGCGUCAUUUACAAUUUAGUGAUCGUGAAAAACUUGAUGACUACGCAAUCGCGCUGAAACGGGUAAUUGAACGACAUGAUAUUCUGCGAACCGCCUUCAUCUGGGAAGGACUCAGUGAACCGGCACAAAUCGUUUUACGUCAAGUCCCUCCAAUACUCACCGAAGUCACAUUGGAUGAAACCAAUGAAUCGGUUCUAGAACAAUUAAAUAGCCGCUUUAAUCCACGUCACUACAAACUAGACCUGACCCAAGCACCUUUGCUACGUGUAUUUGCCGCUCAAACGUCUGAAGAUAAUUGGGUGGCAAUGAUUCUCAUGCACCAUUUAAUCACUGACCACACAACACUAGAAAGAGUGAAUGUAGAAGUGCAAGCCAUUAUCGAAGGACAGAGUGAACAGUUGGCCACACCCACACCAUUCCGUCAUGUAGUGGCUCAAGCUCAACUAGGAGUUAGCCAAACCGAACACACUAAGUUCUUCGAAGAAAUGCUUGCUGAUGUUGAUACACCAACCCUUCCGUUUGAUCUGAGCGACGUUCAUGGCGAUGGGACUGAGAUUGAUGAAGUGCAUCUUGAGUUACCACAGGAGCUUAAUAAUCAGUUACGGGAGCAUGCACUUCAUUUACAUGUUAGCUUGGCCAGCCUUUGUCAUUUGGCUUGGGCACAAGUACUUGCUAAAGCCAGUGGACACAAGACAGUUGUCUUCGGCACCGUACUAUCCGGUCGUUUACACUCCGGAGAGAAUGACAGUUCAUUAGGGUUAAUGAUAAACACGCUACCAAUUAGGCUGGAUAUCGAUGAGAGGACGGUAGAGAGCGCCGUGCGUCAUACUCACUUUCGUUUGAGUGCAUUGCUAGAACAUGAUAAUGCAUCGCUUGCGUUGGCGCAACGUUGUAGCGGAGUGCCAGCAAGUUUGCCACUUUUCAAUGCGUUAUUGAAUUAUCGUCAUAAUCAGCCGAGCAGGGAGGUCACUACGACGAUCCAUGGGGUCUCAUUCUUGGGCGCAGAGGAGCGAACUAAUUAUCCAAUAAACCUGGCGGUAGAGGACGACAGUGAGGCACUGACUCUGACAGCCCAAGUGGUGUCUCCAAUAUCAGCGGCACGGAUUUGUGGUUAUAUGCAACAGGCUCUCCUCACGCUUUCCUAUGUAUUAACACACACACCACAGCAGCCUUUACGAACAUUGACGGUCAUGCCACCAGAAGAACAUGAUAUGCUAUUACAUAGUUGGAAUCGAACGACUGUCGAUUAUCCACCUGUUUGUUGUCUUCAUCAAUUAUUUGAGGCACAAGUGGAGCGUAGCGGUCAAGCCAUAGCGGUGGAAUUUGAAGGGGAAACUUUGAGUUAUGCUGAACUCAAUGCACAAGCUAACCGAUUGGCACAUCAUUUGAUCACGCGGGGAGUAAAGCCAGAUGAUCUCAUCGCAAUUUGUGUUAAACGCAGCACAAAAAUGAUCGUAGCCAUAUUAGGCAUUUUGAAAGCCGGUGCCGCUUAUGUACCACUCGAUCCAGUCUACUCAAGUCAACGGUUACGAAACAUUUUGGUGGAUGCGGAUCCAUUGUAUUUGUUGGCAGAUUCCACUGGUCAAGAGGCACUUGGAGUUCAUGAUAUACCAGUGAUUAAUUUGGAUCAGCCGUUACCAGACGAUCUAUCAACCCAAAAUUCGGACGCGUGCAUAUUGGGACUCAAUCCAAACCAUUUGGCUUACGUAAUAUAUACAUCCGGUUCUACUGGAACACCGAAAGGUGUGAUGGUUGAGCAUCAGUCUUUAUUCAACUUGGCACAUACACAAACUUCUAUUUUCGGGAUAACUCCCAAGAGUCGUAUUUUGCAAUUUGCAUCCUGCUCAUUUGACGUUAGCAUGGAUGAAAUCAUGAGAGCUCUAACAAAUGGAGCAUGUCUUUGCAUACUUAACGAAGAAAUACGUCACAGUGACACUGCUUUGCUUGACUUUCUAAGUACCGAGAAGAUUACCCAUGCAACUUUACCUCCCGCUCUGUUCCGAAACACUAAAGCGUUGACCAAUUUAAAGGACAUACAGACGUUGGAAUUUGUGGGCGAGCCGCCUUCGUUAUCAUUGCUCCAAGCUGCUGCUAACGAAACUAAGGUUUUCAAUGGUUAUGGUCCAACCGAAACAACCAACUGUGCGACCAACUGGAUAUGCCCCAUAAAUUUUAACAGUCCCUCUAUACCCAUUGGUCGUCCGAUAUCGAACGUACAAAUAUAUCUGUUGGAUUCACGUGGUGAACCGGUUCCAUUGGGGGCUGAAGGAGAACUAUAUAUUGGCGGUGCUGGUGUGACCAGAGGCUAUCUAAAAAAACCCGAACUCACAACAGAACGAUUUUUACCUGAUACAUUCAGUGAAAAUCCAACAGCACUCAUGUAUCGUACCGGUGAUCUGGCUCGUUAUUUGCCUGACGGAAAUCUAGUGUAUCUAGGACGUACUGAUCAACAGGUUAAAAUCCGUGGUUUCCGAAUUGAGCCCGGCGAAAUUGAGGCCCGUUUAGUAGAACAUCCUUUGGUGCGCGAAGCGGCCGUACAGCUACUGAAGGACGGACCCGAUAGUAAUAACAAUCUUGUUGCCUAUGUAGUGGCCGAUCCAGAUGCGUCACUCGCCAACAAUUUACGUACAUAUCUGGCUACUCUAUUACCUGAUUAUAUGGUGCCAGCAGCAUAUGUGUGUCUAUCAUCAUUGCCACUCACACCAAAUGGCAAAUUAGACCGACGUGCACUUCCAACGCCGGACGAUGAAGCAUUUGCCCGUCAACUAUAUGAAGAGCCGCGUGGCGAAUUGGAAGAAAAACUGGCUGCAAUCUGGAGUGAACUGUUGGGUAUUGAGCGAAUCAGUCGAAAUGACAAUUUCUUUGCGUUGGGCGGACAUUCAUUGAUGGUGAUGAAAUUUUCCAACCUGGCAAAGAAAUACUAUAAUAUACACGUUGAUGCGCGCGGUUUGUUUUCCUUUCCAAUACUCAAAGACUUGGCAGAGAGAAUAACUAACUCUCCCAACAAACUGUAUUGUGAUGAAGCUAUUCCAGUUCGUCAUCGUGGCGAUCAGAUACCCAUAUUUUUCUUACCAGAUGGUUAUGGAGACAUUUCAUAUGCUUUUGAACUAGCACACGAGAUUGAUGAAAGUGUUCCUGUUUAUGUGUUACCGUGGUUUUCACCAGAAAAAGAGCAGCCAUCAUCCGUUGUAGAAAUGGCCAAUACAAUGAUUUCGCUGAUGAAGAAAGUACUGCCGGAUGGCCCUUGUGCUAUAGCUGGUUACUCCUCUGGAGGUAUUCUAGCUUAUGAAAUAGCAAAUCAACUUAUAAACAGUGGCUACCCAGUCUCAUUUUUGGGUUUAAUCGACACGUCUCCUCUCACAAAAACGAGUGAUACUAAUUGGUUUUUGUAUUCUAUUACAUUGAAAUCUGCCUUCUUCAAAACGUUAAAUGAUAUAGAGUGGUGGGAACGUGUAAGUAAAUUGCGUCUAAAUGAAGCAAUUGAAGAAGUUAAAUUAAAAAACGUUGAUUUGAAAAAUGCAGAUAUCGAAUGGGAAGCAUUGUUAUCGAAACAACGGGCUCAUUACCAUAAUAUAUGUGCAGGGUAUAAGAUCAAUUCACUACCAAUUACCGUAAAUUUGCUUAAGGCAUCAGAGUUUGAUCAGUCACAUGGUCGUAAUAUGUACUUUGCUAAAAAUAUUCAAACACAAAAAAGUGUUGGUGAUUUUAGUAAAAUGUAUAAUUUUCCAAAAAUUGAAUGGGACAGUAACCAUCUUUCAGACGUGCGCAUUAUUCCUGUAAACGGUGGUCACUUUACAAUGAUGACAGAUCAGAACAAUCGAACUUUACUAGGAAAAAAAAUAACUGAAUUAUUACUAUCAAAAUAAAUAUAAAUGUGUUAAGAUUACGGUCUAGGGGGUUCCGACUUAUACGAAUGUUCCAUAUGCGAGCGAAUGUUUCAUACAAAUUUUGCGAAUGGUGGCGGAUGUUUCAUACGAAUUUGCGGACGGUGUCGAAUGUUUCAUACACAUUUUGCGGAUGGCGCAUAUGAAAAGUCAUAUUUUUACAUUCAAAAAGUCAAAGUGACAGAUUAGUUGACAGAGAUUCAAGCCGAAUUGAUAUUUUUUUGGUAAUAUUGAGUGAAAUUUUUCUAAAAUGGUAAAUAAAUCUUUGUCACUCGUAAUAUAAUCACUGUAAGGCACCGUUGUGAAAGGUUUUUAUUUUGAUUG